Messenger RNA from Melanaphis sacchari, 840 nucleotides. It is a transcript of the gene mRpL16, whose product is annotated as 39S ribosomal protein L16, mitochondrial. Gene Ontology annotation, biological process: mitochondrial translation. Gene Ontology annotation, molecular function: rRNA binding; structural constituent of ribosome. Lineage: Eukaryota; Metazoa; Arthropoda; Insecta; Hemiptera; Aphididae. Bases 103 to 840 code for a protein of 245 amino acids. The record is from RefSeq and is a predicted model, not a curated record. Gene Ontology annotation, cellular component: ribosome; mitochondrial large ribosomal subunit. The transcript has 6 exons.
AUCAAGUUGAAAAUGUUAAGAUAAUUAAUUGUACAGUCUUGAUUUUCAGUUUCUAUUGUUUCUAAACGUUUUCGAUUUUUCUAUUAUAGUCAACUUGGGAAAAUGACCUUACAUAAAAUGUUAAGGUUUACGACAAACCAAUUGUCUUGUACUGCUCUACUACCACAAAUCAAUAAUGUUCGAGGCAUUAAGAAUUUUAAACCUCCAAUUCUAUAUGAUCAUAUUCAGAUGCCAGAAAGGCCUAAACUCCAUUACAUCGAUAGGGUACCAAAUUAUAGUAAUAGUCAAAUGAGGCCUCCAAAAAUGCAUAGAAUGUUGGGUUUGAUGAGAGGGCCUGAAACAGUUCACAAUAAACUUAUACAUAAACAGUAUGGUAUACAAGCAACUGGUGGAGGACGAAUGAGGUUUAUACACUUUGAAGUUAUUCGUAUGGGCUUACUAAGAAAAUUAGACUGGUCCAGAAUGUUUGCUAUUUGGAGAAUUGAUUCACCAUGGCAAGCUGUCACUAAAAAGGGCCAAGGGCAGAGAAUGGGAGGUGGCAAAGGUAGCAUAGAUCAUUAUGUAACUCCAAUUAAAUCAGGCAGGAUUAUUAUUGAAAUUGCGGGCCAUUGUGAAUAUCAAGAGGUAAAAGAUAUUUUAAGUAAAAUAUCUGCUAAACUUCCAUUUAAAGCCAAAGCUAUUAGUCAAGAAAUUUUAGAAUGGGAUUUAGCCAAAGAAAAAUGGCAAACUGAAAAUAAUCAAAAUAAAUAUACAAUGGAGUAUUUAAUUAAAAACAAUAUGGAUGAUUUACAACGAAAAAUUAAAAGAAUUGAUCAUUUAUAUUUUGGAAAAUAUGUAUAA